UCGUAAAUGCAACGUGAACGUAAAGUUUCGACAAUUCCGCUACGGAAGCCGUGUGGCCCAACAGUAACACGUUCUGGUGGUGUAAUUAUCUCUUCCACCCAGCCGCUCACUGAUGUCUUGUAACCUUAUGUCCGCAAACGGAACCCGGUAAAGGAAACCGAGUCAGUUAGGGAUCUUGACCUAAUGGGCGGUAAGAAGAAGAAAUCGGCGGCUCAGGCUGCUUCGGCGGCCCCGGUAGCAGCUGGUCGGACUUGUGCAACGACAGCGGGGUCCGAUGCGGCGGAAGAACCGAAGAAACAGGCUACCUGCAAUAAACCUACCAAACCAGUGAAAGAGAGCAAGUGUAAAGCUCCGAAGACCUACAGCCUUUCCAACACAGCGCAAGUUGACACGAGUGGGGUCUCAGACAAGUCAAUUCUUAAAGUUUCUAUUUACACUGACCUGGAGAAGAAGAUUAUCAAGCUGAUCAAUGACUUCAGACAGGAGAAUGGAGACAAAGGGCCCAUAUCUGGUAGACUUACAAACAAGAAAUUAUUGGACCUAUACACAGCUUUACAAAAGUUCAACUUUAAGAGAGAACACAUAGAAGAAGCGAUGAAGAGUAGCGUCUUAUACGGAGGUGAUCUUCACUCUGCUCUUGACUGGCUCUGUCUCAACCUUAAAGAUGAGGAGUUGCCAGAUGGUUUCAGCCAGCAGCUGCAGGAGGAGAGCCAAAAGAGCAGGCCGAAAUUUCAGCCUCUUCCCCAGCAAAACCCUGCAGCUAAGAGCCCAGAAGUAUCCAACAACACCCCUAAAGAGACCACCAAGGUCACAGAGCAGGAUGAAGCUGCCAGCAUGAAAGAUUGGAUCUUGAGGUACGCAGAGCAAAGCAGCGAUGAAGAAGAGGAGGAGGAGGAAGAAGAAAGAGGGGGGAAGAAGACACACAAUCCUGAACUAGAUGAAAAGUUUGAUCCAAACGACAGGUAUUUGAUCCUCACUGCUCAACUGUAUGACACUAAAGAAAUGGCAGCUGCUGCCAAGACUAAAUUAGACAAGGCGGGUCAGAGGAUGGCGCAGGACAGAAUACGCAUCAUACAGCAAGAAAUGAAACAACUGGAGUCCCACCCCAUGUUCAAUCCAGCCAUAAAAGUGGUUGAUUUCCCUCAAAAGGAGAAGAGGAUGCUUCCUGUCAGUGAGGUCAAAGAAGAUCUUGGCUUCAGUUUGUUUGAGCAAGCAGAGAAGGAGCCUCCUGCAGAAAAAGUUGUAAAAAAGAACGAACCAAAGGACAUUCGUAACUUUGACUACACUGCUCGCAGCUGGACAGGAAAGUCUCCCAAACAGUUCCUCAUCGACUGGGUCCGAAAGAACCUUCCCAAAAGUCCGCCACCGUCUUUCAACAAGGUUGCUGCUGGUAGAUACUGGAGAUGCAAGGUGCGUGUUCAGAGAGCAGAUGAUGUCCUGGAAGUUUGUCCAACUAUCCUGACUGAGGACAGCAUGCAGGCUCAGCAUCUGGCUGCCACACUGGCUCUCUACACCUUAGUUAAAGGACAGUCAGUACAUCAGCUCCUUCCUCCAACUUACAGAGAUGUGUGGCUGGAGUGGAGAGACAGCGAGCAGCAGCAGCAGGAUGAAAGCCGCACUGCCGCCAACAAACCUCGAGACCAGUUCAUUUCCCGGCUCCUGACCAGACUCAAACAGCAGCAGCAGAACCAGAGUCAGGGGCAGAAGCCUGCAUCUCAAGGACAGCAUGGGUUGAGCGGCGCUGAUGAAGAGGAGCCUGAAGAAUCCUGGGAGAACCUGGCUGGUCUUGAUAUUGGAGAGAGAGAAAAAGAUGUGGAAGAAAGGAGUGAAAGAAUUGGAGGAAGGAGGGAAGAGGCAGCACUGCAGGCAGCCAGAGAGAUUAUACUCAAGCUGAAAAAAUCUCCACUCGCCCAAAAACUGCAGGCAGAACGGGAGCAGCUUCCUGUCUUUCAACACAGACGUCGUAUCCUGGAAGCUCUGCAGCGUCACCCCGUGGCGGUGGUUGCUGGCGAGACGGGCAGCGGGAAGAGUACUCAGAUCCCUCAGUUCCUCCUGGAGGAGCUGUUGACUGGAGGAAAAGCUGCUCAGUCCUGCAACAUUGUGGUGACUCAACCACGCAGGAUUUCAGCCGUGAGUUUGGCUUGUAGAGUCAGCGAGGAACUGGGCUGUGAAGAUGGACCAGGAUCCAAGUCCUCGCUGUGUGGGUACCAGAUCCGGAUGGAGAACCAGUCUGGGGACUGGACCCGACUGUUGUAUUGCACAACUGGAGUUCUGAUUAGGAAGCUCCAACAUGACAAACAUCUCAGCUCCCUGACCCACAUCAUUGUGGAUGAGGUCCACGAGCGGAGCGUCCAGUCAGACUUCCUGCUAACCAUCCUUAAAGAUGUUGUAAUGAGAAGAUCCGAUCUGAAGCUGAUCCUCAUGAGUGCCACUGUGGACUGUGACAAGUUCUCCAACUACUUCAACCGCUGCCCAGUGAUCACCGUUCCAGGCAGGACUUUCCCUGUAGAGGUAUACCACUUAGAAGACAUAGUGGAGGAGACAGGAUACAUUCUGGAAAAGGACUCCGAGUACAGCCAGAAAAUUCUUGAAGAAGAAGAAGAAGUCUCCAUAUCUGUUACACAGAAAGGAGGGAAGACUUUACAGCACCAGGAGGUGAUAGUGAGGGACUCAAACAGCUGGGACCUGGGUCCGGACCUUGACCACUUCAGCAGCAGGACUCGGCAGGUGUUGCAGUAUAUGAACCCUAAUAAGAUCAAUAUGGACUUGCUCGUGGACCUUGUGCACUAUUUAGACAAGGCCCCUCAGUUUGCAGAUGUGGAUGGAGCCAUUCUCAUUUUCCUCCCAGGUUUGGCUCACAUCCAGCAGCUGUAUGACCUGCUCUCUUCAGAUAAGAGGUUUCAGGACAAAAAGAGGUUUAGGAUUGUUGCCCUCCACUCCACUAUUUCAUCAAAAGACCAAGCUUCUGCCUUUACAGUGCCCCCUGCUGGCCUUAGAAAGAUUGUGUUGUCGACCAACAUUGCUGAGACAGGUGUUACUAUUCCUGAUGUUGUGUUUGUCAUUGAUUCAGGGAAGACCAAAGAAAAUAAGUACCACGAGAGCAGCCAGAUGAGUUCUCUGGUGGAAACAUUUGUCUCCAAAGCUAGCGCCCUCCAGAGGCAGGGGAGAGCAGGACGAGUCAGAAACGGCUUCUGCUUCAGACUCUACCCAAAAUUCAGGUUUGAUGCCUUCAUGGAUUACUCUAUUCCAGAGAUUCUGCGGGUCCCACUGGAGGAGCUCUGUCUUCACAUUAUGAAAUGUCAGUACGGCUCCCCAGAGGACUUUUUGAGCCGGGCCCUGGAUGCUCCUCAGCCUCAGUCGGUUAGUAACGCUGUCAACCUGCUGAGGAAGAUAGGUGCGUGUCACGCCGAUAAUCACAUCCUCACCCCACUGGGACACCACCUGGCAAGUCUGCCGAUCAAUGUGAAGAUUGGCAAGAUGCUCAUCUAUGGAGCCAUCCUCGGCUGCUUGGAGCCCAUAGCAACCAUUGCAGCAGCCAUCACAGAGAAAUCUCCUUUCUCCACACCAAUGAACUCAAAAGAUGAAGCUAACCUGGCCAAAGCUGCUCUGGCUUUAGCCAACUCUGAUCACCUGACCAUAUACAAUGCAUAUCUGGGAUGGAAAAAUGCACAGACUGAAGGAAUGAGAGCAGAGUUGUCCUACUGCAGGAAACACUUCCUCAAUCGAACAGCUCUCAUUACAAUAGAGGAUGUGAAACGAGAGCUGAUGAAGAUGAUGGAGCAGACAGGUUUCUGGUCUUGCUCUUCCUCCUCUCGUUUGAAGGAGCAAUCGGUGGCGCUGUCCAAGCAGCAGAUCUCCGUCCUGAAUGCGGCGCUGACAGCGGGGCUCUAUGACAACGUGGCCCGGGUCCUGUGCACCCCCUCCGUGGAUGUGCUAGAGCGAGUGGCCUGCACAGUGGAGACACCUCAAGGCAAGGCUCAGGUCCACCCUUCAUCUGUAAACCAUAACCUGCAGACCCACGGCUGGCUGCUGUACCAGGAGAAGGUAAAAUAUACCAAGAUCUACCUGCGAGACACCACGCUGAUAUCUCCUUUCCCAAUGCUGCUAUUUGGAGGUGACAUCGACAUUCAGCACAGAGAGAAGCUCAUCACUUUAGACGGCUGGAUCCACUUUCAGGCUCCUGUGCGGAUUGGUGUGAUCUUCAAACAUCUGAGGAAACUGAUGGACUCUUUGCUUGAAAAGAAGCUGGAGAACCCCAGAAUGAAUCUUAAAGGUGAAGCAACCAUCCAGCUGAUUCUGGAUCUGAUCAGAUCAGAGCACACUGUGUAACACAACAGGCUGUCUCUGAACAACUUCCACGCCUUUUAAUGCCUGUGAUUCUAGUGUUACUUAUGUCCUUUUUUAAUUCAGGAUGAACCUGCAGAAACACAUUCACACACCAUCCACUGACAUGGACAGAUAAAAAAUUAUGGUUACCUGAAAUGUUUUGCUCAUAUUGAGGACUGUAUUAUAUGGUUAGAGUAAAAAUGUUUUAAUUUGAGAUGUUAUUGUGUCACAGUUAAUCAUCAGAAAUAAAUGGCUGUUUUAACAAAAUUACCCUCUGAGAACAUUUUUGACUGUUUUUAGCUCGGGUGGAACAUUGCUUACAUGUAAAGGUGAAAUACCAACAAAUUACUUUGUUUUGGUCUUUUUCAUUAUUCAUCUAGCACAAGUUAAAAGAGAUUUUGGUGUUGAAGCAUGAAGUAAUAAAUAAGUAUUCCUUACCCAUCAAGUUGCAUAUAAGUGCCACUAAUUGCAGUGUGUGACCCGGCUUAAAGAACCUUUGACAUGUCGAAUCUAAUGUUCUCUGAAAGGUGUGGGAUAAUCAUGCCAAGGUCUCAAGAGCUUAGAAACAUGUUUGUGGAGGUCUAUAAGACCAUGCCAUGAAAAAACAUUUGCUAUCCAAAAAAACCAUAAGAAUAAAAGCUUCUCAAUACACAUGCAAAGAGCCGCCUGGUUGAAAUGUUAUUCAGAUAGAUGCAGUAACAGUAGACUGUCUGGUAUUGUUUUGAGGUAUAACGUAGCAUGAUGCAU
Melanotaenia boesemani (Boeseman's rainbowfish) is the source of this 5073-nucleotide messenger RNA. It is a transcript of the gene dhx29, whose product is annotated as DEAH (Asp-Glu-Ala-His) box polypeptide 29. The record is from RefSeq and is a predicted model, not a curated record. The coding region runs from base 184 to 4329 and encodes 1381 amino acids. Lineage: Eukaryota; Metazoa; Chordata; Actinopteri; Atheriniformes; Melanotaeniidae. Gene Ontology annotation, molecular function: RNA helicase activity; RNA binding; ATP binding. The transcript has 28 exons. Gene Ontology annotation, cellular component: intracellular anatomical structure. Gene Ontology annotation, biological process: translational initiation.